AUGGAAGAAGUGCCAGGAAUUCCACAUACGAUACCGCCGUUGGUGACCUAUCCGGAGGAGAAGGUCAGAGCGAGUCUCCCCCCCGCAGAAUGGCAAGCGUGCCUGGACUUGUGGCUGUUCAGCCUGGAAUUUCGUCUGCGGCUCCCGGACGAACAAUUCGCAAAGCUCGAGCAUUCACGAGCAGCGUCAGGGUUGGAUUAUCUCAAGUCUUACGUCGACAAUCACCCCAGUCCAACAUUAGUCACCACUUCAUCGAAGGAGGCACAAGUUCAACGGAGAACGUAUCUUUUGUUGAAGCGGCUGUUGCUAUCGACUCAGGCCAUACCACAUCUGGGAGCUUCAUCCAUCGUUGACUAUGUCAUAGCCGGCAGUGCUGUGUUCCAGGACCUCGCAGAUUGGCCGCGUUUCGUGGGCGCCUUGACAGCCAAGUAUCCCAAACAAGCCUCGGAAGGUUUCGACAAAUGGAAAGCAUCAGCUAUGAAACAGCUCGACAUGAUGAAAUCAACGGCCCGAGCCCAAGAGAUACUGCGUUGCGUCAAUGCGCUGCUCAAGGUAUACGCAGAAGCCGGCGUGAGGCUGAUGACCGGGUCCGAUUACUUGGAGACCCUCAUCGAGGUGUAUCGUCGGCAUGCGGCCUCGGCAGAAGAUCAAGCCAUGCAACAGGUCCUGACUGAGCAUCUGUACCUGUGCUUGAGGAAUCUGAUGUCAGAUAAGACCCGUCACCCCUCGCUUCUCCUUGAUCAAUUGUACAUCCUCAGAUCAGAUUCGAACAAACCUGGCGUGAAGACAACGGAAAACAGAACGAUACUCGCAGCAUUGUUGUGCACGACUAGCUUUCUACGACAUUUGGCUGGAGAUGCUGCAGUGGUGGACUCCAAGCGUGGUGCGGACAUGCUGGAUGCUCUUAUGACACACCGGGAGCAAACGAAACACCUCUUCCCAGCGCCUGUGCCACACCGACGGAAAGCUGCCAAAGGGAAAGGCAAGGUCGAUGCCGCUGAAGAGUUGCACAUACAUCAGACCUCACAAGUGUCGCAGAUCCAUGAGCUCUUCCCCGAUCUUCCCAAUGGCUACAUCCUGCGGCUGCUUGAUCACUUCAAUGACGAUGUCGAGCAAGUGACAGCUGCGUUGCUCGAACCGGCAUCCCUGCCUGGAGAUUUACAGGAACCCAGUGCCUUCACAGACACCCCGAUACCACAGCCAGACUUGGCACCUCGAUCGACACCGCCUCCAUUGCCUCAGAGGAAGAAUGUCUUUGACAACGACGACUUUGACAAAUUCAAAGUAUCAUCAAAACAGCUCCAUAAGGGCCGCAGAGACAUCAAAAUCAACGAGCCGGAGACUAUGGAAGAGCAUAGCCGCAGUAAAGCAGCCAUUAUGGCAGCACUCUCCAGAUUCGAUGCAGAUGAUGAUGAAAGGGAUGACACAUACGAUGCCGCCGAUGUCGGUGGUAGUGUCGACCAGAGCGUUGAUACCGAUAGUAGACCUCGUGCAGAGCCAACACUUGAACAAAGUCCGCAUGAGGAGGUUUUGUACCGCGCUUGGAAGGACGAUUCGAGUCUUUUUGCCCGAGACAGCAAAACCCGCAUAUCGAACGUGCGUCAGGACCUAAAGCGACAGACGGGCAUGAGCGAUGAGCAGAUUGAGGGGUGGGCGAUUAUGCUGGGUCGGGAUCCUGCACUACAACGCAAGAUGCAACAAAAAUAUUCAGUCGUGAACACAUUCAUGGGCAACCAGAAAGGGCUAGAGCCAACGAGAUGGCAGCAGAAUACCUCUGGCGAGAACUCUAUGGAUGAAGCAGAGGGUCAGAGCAGCGAUACGGCCAACAGUUCGGGCCGCGGAGGACGACCCUUUGGUAAUCGUGGACGUGGUCGCGGAACACCCACAUUUGUCACUCCAUCGAGCGGUUCUCAGCAAGGCGCGCGAAGUCGUGGUAGGGGAAGGGGGGGUGGCCGACCGAAUCACAACCGCAGAGAGGGCCGAGCUCGCAAGAUGGGACGAGGAAUGGCGGGAGCUCCUGCUGGUACAUAA
Molecule: messenger RNA, 2031 nt
Organism: Cyphellophora europaea CBS 101466
Lineage: Eukaryota; Fungi; Ascomycota; Eurotiomycetes; Chaetothyriales; Cyphellophoraceae
Exons: 1
Coding region: 1-2031 (676 amino acids)
Molecular function (GO): ubiquitin binding
Source: RefSeq, a predicted model, not a curated record